CCGUCUCCAUUCGGCACCCGGGGUUCCCUAUCAACAGCACGCUCUGCACGUAUUCUGUUUCACUUGCCAUACCACUCCCUGACUUUGUCUUUUCUCAUACGUUUCCUUGAACCUUUAUGAAACCUGUUUUCAAACUCUCAACUUAUUACUGGACCACUCGACAUAGACUAACAUACCCGUGUGUCAGAUAUCCCCAAAUCAUACAUUUUAAUGCUAGUGGAAAGGCGUUUUUGCCCCCUGUCAUACUGUCUUGGUAAAGUCCACUGUCUGCUAUGAAGUGUUCUCCGUAGGAUUGUUUCCACAUUGUCGGGCUUAGCGGCGUCCGCUUGGGUAGCAACCAUAUAAAUCAACCAAGUAGGGGUGUUUUAUUUGAGCGGCGAACUUGUUUUUACUCCUUCGCUAUUUAUGGACUUGUAACCCUCAGACUUCAGGCUAAGGGGCCAUAUGAGGACACCCGCGGGAUUAUUUAUUUUAUUCCAUUUGAAGGCGGUCACUUUGCAGGCCACACCCUCAGAAUCUCCCCUCCCUUGCCGGAUUGGUUUGCGCCGUGCCUGGACUCAUUGUUGCUUGGCGCCGGGUCUAAGAUGGCGCUGCGGAGCCGCCGAGUGUGAGUGAAGGGGACACCGGGGGACCGGCAGGGCGGAGUAAAGGGCGAUAGAUUCCAAGAAUUAGAGAGACCAUCUUCUUUAUUUACCAGCACCGCCGGCGGAGUUGGAUUAGUAUGCCCUCUGGACAUGGGCGAGAAGCGGGAACUAAGACUGAAGUCCCCAGUGGGAGCCGAGCCUGCUGUCUACCCUUGGCCGCUGCCUGUUUACGAUAAGCACCAUGAUGCUGCACAUGAAAUUAUUGAGACUAUCAGAUGGGUCUGUGAAGAAAUUCCAGAUCUCAAGCUUGCAAUGGAGAACUAUGUUUUGAUAGAUUAUGACACAAAGUGCUUUGAGAGCAUGCAGCGGUUGUGUGAGAAGUAUAACAGAGCCAUUGACAGCAUCCAUCAGCUGAUCUUUUCUUCUUGGCAGUGGAAAGGCACCACUCAGCCUAUGAAGUUGAAAACUCGCCCGUCUACUGGUCUCCUUCGCCACAUUUUGCAGCAGGUCUACAACCACUCUGUAACAGACCCCGAAAAACUCAACAAUUAUGAGCCGUUUUCUCCUGAGGUGUAUGGAGAAACCUCCUUUGAUUUGGUUGCCCAGAUGAUUGAUGAAAUUAAGAUGACUGAAGAUGAUCUUUUUGUGGACCUUGGCAGUGGUGUUGGACAGGUUGUUUUGCAGGUUGCUGCAGCUACAGGAUGCAAGCACCAUUAUGGUGUGGAGAAAGCAGACAUCCCGGCUAAAUACGCAGAGACAAUGGACAAAGAGUUCAGGAAAUUGAUGAAAUGGUAUGGAAAGAAGCAUUCAGAAUACACACUGGAGCGUGGAGACUUCCUCUCAGAGGAGUGGAGGGAAAGAAUAGCUAACACAAGUGUUAUUUUUGUGAAUAAUUUUGCCUUUGGUCCUGAGGUUGACCACCAGCUAAAGGAGAGAUUUGCCAACAUGAAGGAAGGUGGCAGAAUCGUAUCCUCAAAACCCUUUGCACCACUGAAUUUCAGAAUAAACAGUCGGAACUUGAGUGAUAUUGGCACUAUUAUGAGAGUUGUGGAGUUAUCCCCUCUUAAAGGAUCUGUAUCCUGGACUGGGAAGCCUGUUUCUUAUUACCUGCACACUAUAGAUCGUACCUUACUUGAAAAUUAUUUUUCUAGUUUGAAAAAUCCUAAACUCAGGGAGGAGCAGGAAGCAACAAGAAGACGACAACAGAGAGAAGGGAAGAGCAAUACCACAACUCCUACAAAAGUUCAUGAGACAAAGGAUUCUGCUGCAGAGGAGGAAAGGUCUGCCUCAGUUAAGAAGCCUUCUCCAGCCAAAGCCCGAAGAAAGCUCAGCAAAAAGGGCAGGAAAAUGGCAGGUCGCAAGCGGGGACGUCCUAAAAAGUUGCUUACCACCACAGAUGACCAUAAGUCCUCCAAAUCACAGACUGCACUGGAAACCCUCCAUCCACAAAAUGUCCCUGUUCCUCAGUCCCCAACAAAAUCACCCCCUCAGGAUUCAUACAAGACACCUCAUAGUCCCUAUUAUCAGCUACCUCCGAAAGUGCAUCGUCAGCCUUCCAAUCAGCUUCUGUCAUCUCCUACCCCACCAGCCCUACAGAAAUUGCUUGAUUCAUUUAGGAUCCAGUAUUUACAACUUAUGUCUUACAUGAAAACACCCCAUUACAAGACUGGUCUGCAGCAACUGUUGGAACAGGAAAAGGAGAAGAAUUCCCACCUCGUUGGUGCUGCUCAGCAGCUGCUCACCCAUUGUCAGGCUCAGAAAGAAGAAAUUAAGAAACUUUUUCAGCAGAAACUGGAUGAGCUGGGUGUUAAGGCCCUCACUUACAGCGACCUCAUUCAAGCCCAGAAAGAGAUUUUUGCUCACAACCAGCAGCUGAAGGAGCAAAGUCGACAGUUAGAGGAGGAAAAUGGUGUAUUAAGAAACCACAGCUUGCGGCUGCUGAAGGCACGUUGUGAAGAAUUGAAAUUGGACUGGAAUACACUGUCUUUGGAAAAUCUAAUGAAGGAGAAGUUGGCCCUAAAGAAUCAGAUAUCUGAAAAACAAAAGCACUGUUUGGAGCUACAAAUCAGCAUUGUGGAACUAGAAAAGUUUCAGAGACGACAAGAGCUUCUCCAGCUCAAGUCUUCCACCUUGCCAGAGGAACCACCACCCAGCCAUAGUCGAUCCAAAGGUAGCUUUGGCAACAACUUUCAUUCUGAACCUUCUUCAGUGCGAAUGAUGCCUCCUCCAACUUCUCACACAAAUGGUCUGAGCCCUGAGCUGUCCAUGAAUGGUCAUGCUUCUCAUUAUGAGCUGUACCAUUCCUGUCGGGGGGGAAGCAUACCCUGUUCCAAGGAGAGUACACCAUCUCACUCAGACCAUGCUGACAUUGUGCCCAGUACCCCAACCAAUGCAGUCAAGCACAGAGGAGAAAAAACACCUGGUUCAAUCCAACCAGACUAUACACGCUACUCCCCUGCCAAAAUUGCAAUGAGACGGCAUCUGAACCAAGAACCCUUACCUAAUGGUAGAAGCACUGAAAUUAAUCACAGGUGUAAUGUAACAAAAGAAAGCAGCUUCCCAUCCAUAAGCCCUGGAAUUCCAAAUGGUGUCCAGUUUAGCCCUCAGGAAUCAAAUCCUUCUUCCCCUGAGUUAAUCCAUACACAAGGGGAGAGGGGACCUGAUAAGAUGUUUCGGGAGCGGAAUUCCCCUUCUAAUCCAGAAACCAUCACCAGUCUGCCUAUUAGUAUUCCCCUGAGUACAGUCCAGCCUAACAAGCUGCCAGUUAGUAUUCCACUGGCAAGUGUAGUUCUGCCAAGCCGUGUGGAGAAGAGAAACACCCCAAGUCCUGGAUGUCACAGCAGAGAUGGUUCUCUCCCAGAGAAUCAAUAUGGUGUUACUUCUAAUAGCCUCAUUUAUGCUGCUGUUUCAAAACCGUUGGCUACCUCAGGUUUCUUCUAUCAAGCCUGGUCACCUUCUAUAAAUGGGCCAGUAUUGAAUAGCCAUGGGUCAGAGACAGAUGGAAUGGACGACUCUUCAAAUUCUGGCACAUUGUCUAAUUCAGGAGGAUCAAGGAGCUCUACCCCUUCCCACAGUCACCUGAUCUCUCAGCGUUCCCCUGCCCAAUAUUCCACAUCUGCUAGUCCUUGCACAUUUCCAGAUCUAAGUAAAGGUUCUGGUGAAGGGGAUAUUGACACAAGUGAUGCUGAAAUGGAAGCCAAACGACGGAUUAUCUUCACCAUCACCAGUGGAAGCUCCAACGGCAGGUCACCAUCAAACAAACACAGCCCUUUGACUGCCACAAUCCGAAUGGAGUGUGGCACAGGGCUGGAUGCCAAAAGGAGAAGCGGUAGACGAAAAAGAUGUAAUGGCAGUCACAAUUCAGCUGUAUCACCUAAACGCAGAUCUCUUCCCACACCCCUUGGUCUAAGCAGCUAUACUUCAGGAUCUCCGUUAAAUAUCAGCUCAAUGGUGAGUAACAUUAACCAGCCUUUGGAGAUCACUGCAAUCUCUUCCCCAGAAGCCUCUAUAAAGAGUUCCCCUGCUUCCUAUCAGGAUCAUGAUUUGCCCCCAGUUUUAAAGAAAGAAAAACCCAUUCCUGUGUCUAAUGGUGACCACUACUCACCCUUGACAACAGAGGAUGAGGCAGAGUCUGAGGAAGACACCCACAGUGCAAGGACAGAGCGAAAAAAUUCCUGCCUGUGCUUUGAAAGCACAGUCUCCCCUCAGAGAAGUGAAGGGGAAAGAGGUGUCCCAUACUCUAGCAAGAAGUCUCCCUGUGAUAGUGUAGGAAAAUGGAAAGCAACAUUCUCCCCAAUUUCUGAUGCAACUCCCAGUCGUGCCUCUGACAGUCCUUCUUCACCUCUCCGACAGAACACACAUUAUUCCUCUGGAGAGGCAGGCCGCAGAGGAUCAGGCGGUCUGAGUCCUGGUUCUGCAAAUGGCCUCAAUGACCAUCCCAGGGUAGAAGGGAGCAAAGGAGAGUGCAACCUUUUCUUAAGUAAAAAGAUGUCUUCUGAAGGUAGCAAAAGGGAAGACAGGGGGUCUACAGUAAAAGUGGAUCGUUCCAGCAAUAAAGUCCCUCGAAGCCGUGAAAGGGACGGGAGCACUGUGUUCAUGUCACAAGGAGCUGGUGCUCUCUUGAAUGGCAAGGGACCUGGCACAAAUCCUCUACACCCACACCAUCAAUUUUUGAGUAGCUUGGCAGCUGGCUCUCAACUUGCCUUGCAAGGUGGUCUUAACUCUGUUGCUAGCAAUUCUGUUCUGCAGUCCAUCUUCAAUUCCAUCCCUGUACAUGUGACUGGGCCAACUGGACGGCUUUCUAACUCUCACAGCAUGUCUGGUUUCACAGUUCCUGGAGGUACUGUAGGAGGUAUUUGAAAGGUCUACCUCACUUCAAAUCACCUAUGCAAAGGCAGCCCUGCUACUUUUUCAAUUUUCAUCACCUUUGAACAACGGUGCUCAACACAAUUUUUGGGAUGGGAAGGAAGUUCUCCUCCCAAACCCACCAUCGUAGCAACCACUGGUUAAACCUACAAUCUCUGUAUUUGUCUCUGCCGCGGAAAGACUCGCCAUGGUUCCACUGUGAAUUUUUAAAUCGCGGCAAGUGGGGAAAUCUCGUAAUAAUUUUUUUUAUUUAUAACAAUUCUAUUUGUUUGAAAUUUUUUUUGUAUUUUUCCCCAUUUUUCUUUUUCCAUUUUUUUGCGGGAAUAUAAUUUUUUCUGAAAUGGAAGACGUAGCUCUAAGAACGAGUGGAAAAGUGAAGACUGUGGAUUUUGGGAUUAUAUGGGUGAUUGGGCAGGAUUUGGGGUCCUGUCCCCCCUCAAAGCAGAUUCAACUGGUGCUACGCAUACAAGAUUGUGCCUCUCUAAACUGGUGCUGUUAAGUUGCGGUGCUCUUUAAACAGUACACACUGGGACUCUGGAUCCAUUGUGUAGAAUAUAUGUGCUUAAUUUAUUAAUGACUCCUGACCCUAUAAUAACCAAAGUACAUUUUGUUCUGUUGCUAUGAGACUGAAAGAUUUUCUGUUCGCUCGGGAAUCGACCUCUCCUCUUCCCCCCACUUUUUUUUUUUUUUUGGUGUGAUUUUAAAGUUUAUUUUAUUUUUCAUGAAAUGAAACGGCAGCUAAUGGUCUGUGUCUGUGGAACAGCAGGGAUGGUUCUGCCAUAGAAUUUGGUGGCAGGUUAUUAAGGCACAGUGAUGAAAAUAUAAACGGGGACAUUGUUUUAGUUCAGUAAUAUGUGGCCCUCACCCAGCCCAGUUGCGUUUUCUAGUUUUCCUCUUUUAGCUACUUGAUUCCUUCUAAUAUAUAAUUUAAUCUGUAUAAUACACACAAGCAUAUGUAUGUGUGUAGCUGGUGCACUUGUGUGUGUGUGUAUAGGAUAUUUGUGUAUAGGUACAUAUAUUUAUAUGUAUAUAAGAAAUAUCACAUAUGCAUAUCUAUAUAUACUUUGCUCUCUUAUGCAUAGAAAUCCAUCCCCUCCAACAUACAGGUUUUCCAAGAAAACCUUAAAUACAUACAUAUAAACUUAAAGCAGGAUUAGCCAUACAGGUCUAGUUUCUGCUUAAAGAAUGUCAUUCAGGUCUCAAUUAACAAUGUAGUAUUCACUGGCAGCAAAAGCUGUCUUGGGAACAAGAGUUUUAUGCUCGUGUUCAGUAUUUUCCCCCCCCCGAAAUAGUAAUCCUUUGUCCUUUUAAGACAUCACCUGCUUCAGCCUUAGAGAAGAAGCCCUAAGCUCAACAUUUAGGGUUUCUAGUGGUGCUAAAGGUCCACUAUAUCCUUGUUUCUACAAGAGAAUACUUAUUCUGGCAUAGCUUUAUCAGGCUAUGAGAAGCCUAGGGAGUUGUUCCUAUUAUGGAGUGUUCUUGUUCUGGCUUUGUCUUGUUGGCCAUGUGACACUGUGGAUGUUUAUAGUGGGAUCAGAAGAGGCGACCUGUGGGAGUGGAUGAAAACCUUGUGACCAGUUGGCCAGUAAAACCUUGACUAAAUGGACAACCCUUAAUCAUUUAUGUAGCACCAGCAAGUUACACAGUGCUUUAACAUUAAUUUAUAACAAACAGGAGUUUCACAAUCAUUUAACCGAAUAGAAAUGGGAUAUGAGGGACCUGUUCAUGAAAGCUUGCAAGCCACUGGCCUUGGACACACUUUACGGUCAGUCUGAACAAUUGAGGUUGCAGCACGAAGAGGGACAUCGGCUCUAAUCUGACAUGCAACAGGAUCGCCUCUUGAAACCGACCCCCUUGCUACCAUUCAUGCCCAGACAAUUAUGGGAGUAGUAUAGUCAAAAUAGGCCAACAAAAUCUGGGCAUGUCUCACCAGCUUAUGGGCAAAGGCACAGGUGAUGAUUUUGGGUUUAGGUGCUGUUAUUACAUUGCCCAAAAUCAUCCCACUCCUCAAUUGCCUGAUGUGGAAAUUGUGACAACAACUAUCUCAUGGAAAGCUAUUAGGGACAUUUUAAGGUGAUUGCCAUAUAAGAGGCAUUUGUGAUCAAUACCAAACGACAAAAAAAAUGUAAUUUGUCCCAUGAGCAAUUGUGCUAAAACAACAGACUGAGCCAUGUAGAAAAAAUUACAAUACAGCUGUUCAGCUCCUAAUUCUAUCUAUAUUAGAUAAGUCAAUAGGGAAAAUGAAUGAUGCAGAUAUGAUGGCAUUUUAAAUUGCAUUGUAGGAACCGGCAUGACUGGUUAUAUAGGAAAGCUUGCAAAUUCUGCCGCUGCACGCCAUAAUCCAAUUUAAAGGAAGGUAUUUUCACUGGGCCUUAAAUUGCUCUUUAUGAUCACCAUACUGAUAAACUUAAUCAGUACUAACUUAACAGAUCAAAUAUAUAUAUAUAUAUAUAUAUAUAUAUAUAUAUAUAUAUAUAUAUAUAUAUAUAUAUAUAUAUAUAUAUAUAUAUAUAUAUCCAUAUAUAUAUCCAUUCCACUUUGGUACAGGCACUCUCGACAAAAUAUUAAUUAUGCCUGGGUGCAGAAACAACAAAUAAUCUCAAUGCCUCCAAAAGAAUCUGCAUUUCGCAGGACUUAUAAAAGUAAAAAAAUCUUAUUUAUUUCAGAGCUACAGAUUGAUGUUUUGGCCCAACCCAAGGCCAGUCUGUAGCUCUGAAAUAAAUAAGAUUUUUUACUAAGUUCUGCGAGUGUGGAUUCAUAUAUGUUGGACUACUGCUCCCAGCAUGUAAUUUAUGUUGAAGAUCACUGUGUAGAUUUGAAGAAGCAACCCAGUAGUACCUGUGAGGUUUCCACCCAGUGUCAGAAUUUUGGGUUUAAGACUUCCAUUUGAAGUCCUGCACAUGGUCAUGCACCUCCUGACUUGAUGGCAAUGAUGCAGAUAAAUAAUAUUAAUCAAUGCUGUACUUCCAUAUGCUCAUUUAGCUGUAUCCUUUCAGAAGUCAUUUGUUCUUGACAAGCAGUUCCUUGCGAAACUCUUCUUAUAAGAACAAUAUUCCUAUCUGCACCCAACAGACACUUCAGUGUAGAUCUUCUUAUAGACCAUUCAAUGUAGGAAUUGCCACAAUUGUCUCACGAAAACUUUCAGCAUUCCAAAUGUGAUGUUUAUUCAGUGUACAUGUGGAGCUGAACUGCCUUAAUAUCCUGCUUAGGGCAAUAGAAACAAGCUGAUCCCUGGCUUCGCAAGAGUGGUUUCAGUAGAAAAUAUAAAGGUGCUUGGCAGUUUGUAUAAUAGAAUCCAAUUUGAUCUAUUUUUCCUUUGUCUUCGCGAAAGUAAUAAUGUUUGUAAAGAACAUCCCAGCAAAUUCCUUUAUUUAGUAAUUAUUUUGAUACUUGAUUAUGCGCUUUGUAAAAAAGAAGAUAAACGUGUUCCCCUUUCUUUUGGCUCCCCAUUACCUUCUGCAGUCACAUUUGUAAAUCUUUGCGGAACUUGCUUUUUUCUGAUGGAAAUUUCUACACUGAAAUUUCUCUUGAAUUACAGAAUUCCUGUUUUGUUUUUAGUGAAUCUUUCAAACUGCCUGUGUUUUUAACUUUUUUUUUUAGAGGGGACUGUACAGAAAACUCGUUGAAAAAUGAAUCUGGCCUAAAUUUCAUACGAAUAUAUAAUGAAUGUUUCAAAAUAAAUAUGGUAUACAUCAGUGAUACCUUUUUAAAAAGUGGUCGAAAGACUGACAAAUAACCCUCUUGUAUUUGAUCCAAUCAAGCAGCUGAAAUGUUUGAAUCUCACAAACCCCCUUGUUAAUAUCAAUAAACUUUUUUUUUUUUAUGAU
Messenger RNA from Xenopus laevis (African clawed frog), 8776 nucleotides. It is a transcript of the gene dot1l.S, whose product is annotated as DOT1-like histone H3K79 methyltransferase S homeolog. The coding region runs from base 735 to 4943 and encodes 1402 amino acids. The record is from RefSeq and is a predicted model, not a curated record. Gene Ontology annotation, biological process: regulation of cell cycle; DNA repair; chromatin remodeling. The transcript is spliced from 28 exons. Gene Ontology annotation, molecular function: transferase activity; histone H3K79 trimethyltransferase activity; methyltransferase activity. Lineage: Eukaryota; Metazoa; Chordata; Amphibia; Anura; Pipidae. Gene Ontology annotation, cellular component: nucleus; chromosome, telomeric region; cytoplasm.